AGAGAAAGAGAGAGAGAGAGAGUGCAGCGCAGACACCGGCUUGACUGUGCUACUGAGGCAUUUCUUCAUGUUAUCUGAGAAAUGUUCCUGUUGAAGGGAAACUGUUCAUCUUCUGUCUGCUGUAGAGAAGCACGGUUCAUCCCGGUGCGCCUGCAGGGAUUUCGGCUCAUUAACUGACCAAAGGCUCUGACAUUUCUGUCCCCCCCCCCAACCCCCGUGUCCGGACCCUCCCCCACAUUGCCCUUUGACUCACCUGAGCGAAGACGGCAGAAGACCUGCAGAUCCCUCCCCUCUGAAUACUGCUCAUUCACCUGAAGAGAGAGGACAUACGAGAUACAGGAUGGACAACAGCUAUGCUCUCUCUCACGCUGCGCUGGCUGCUUGACUCACUUCUGGUUUGGAAGAGAGACGCAGAGAGGAGCACGGAGAAGAACUUGUGCUCCCCUGGAUUAGAAUUCGAGGAGAGCUGGUCCUGAUCGUAGGAGCGAGGCUUUGAGGAUGAUCUUAGGAAGCAUCAACCGAACUGGGGCUGUCCCUACAUUUCUGCGGACCCCCACCGUCAUCCAGCCUCAUCUGGAUAUGAAGCCCUUCUUACAGUUUCAAAUGGAGACUCCUCCACACAGCGUUGGGCUUUUCCACAACUUCAACGCGAUGGAUCCUGUUCAGAAGGCAGUGAUCAACCACACCUUUGGAGUCCCACUGGUGAAGACCAAACGGCCAGUCAUUUCCUGUAAUGUCUGCCAGAUCCGUUUCAACUCUGAGAGUCAGGCAGAAGCCCACUACAAGGGGAACCGUCAUGCUAGGAGAGUCAAAGGCAUCGAGACCUCCAAGAGCCGCCCGCAAGAGAGUGACAAACCUCCUCCUGGGCCCGUCUCGUCCCCCUCACCUACGGGACCCUUGCCGGCAGUCUCAGACACUGAGACCAACAAAACGGAUGAGACGCGGCCAGCGCCACAGUUAAACGGACCCGCGGUGGCCCCGGGGCCCUUGGCCAUUUCUGCUCCCCCUACCCCAGAAUCCCCCGGUCCUUCUGCAUGCCCUCUUCUGCCCACCCCCACUACCCCUCAACCACCCCCAGCCACCUCCUCAUCCCCCGGCUGUGGCUCUUCUAACCCAGAGCAGGCUGGCACCGGAGCCCCAGGGGCGCCAUCAGUCACUCCCAGCAACCCUGAGACCGAAGAGGAUAAAGCCAAGAAGCUGCUUUACUGCUCACUGUGCAAAGUGGCCGUCAAUUCGCUCUCCCAGUUGGAGGCCCACAAUAAAGGCACUAAACACAAAACGAUUCUGGAAGCCCGCAGUGGACUGGGCCCCAUUAAGGCAUACCCUCGUUUGGGCCCGAAGCCCAGCGGGGAGCAGGGAGGCGGGGCGUCAGACCCCAAUACUCAGGAACGCACCUUCCACUGUGAGAUCUGCAAUGUGCGGGUCAACUCAGAACUGCAGCUCAAACAGCACAUAUCCAGUCGACGGCACCGGGACGGAGUGGCAGGAAAGCCAAACCCCCUCCUGAGCCGACACAAGAAGCACAGGGGAGCUGACCUUGCGGAUCUCACCAAAGCAUUAGGCGCCGGCCUCCUGCCGAGUCCUCUGGCCGUUGCUGCAGCAAUGGCAGCGGCCGCCUCCUCCAAUCCGCUGGCUCUCCGCGCAGCAGGCCCCGCCCCCCAUCCACAUCAUCACCUCCUCCAGGGUCCGCCCCUCAGUCACGCCAUCUUGAGACCAGCUCCGGGGCCCAUACGCACCUCACACGGUCCGAUCCUGUUCUCACCGUACUGACUCCACCCACACCCCCCUUAGCCAAUCACAGCCAGUCCGGAGCCUCACCUCCAAAAGCACACUGUGAAGAAGAAAAAAUAAUGACUAGAAUCGGCUCAUCAACAAUAACGUCAAUCAUCAAACCAAGCAGAAGGGGGCGCAAAGUGGGAUCAAUCACGAAGGAGGGUGCAACUGGCGUUCCAACUCUCUUUCCAUCACCCUUAACUGCCUCCUCCAUCUCUGUCCGUUUGGUUUGAGUGAUUUAUUCGUUGGUGGAUGAAUGGACAAAUGCAGGGAUUGUUGGAAUAGAGCAAUAUUGUAUGUAUCUGACAUCCUUGUUCCUUCCCUCUAUUUAUACUCAUACUGUGAGGUAGCAGAAGUCACAUCGUAGCCAGACAUGCUGGAAUGAGUUAGGCAACUUUCUAGAGACCCCAAAACACACAAACCAACACACAAAGACUACAGUUAAAUGUUUCUGUUGUUCUGAAUAAAUGCACCCUCAACCCUAUGCACCUUGAGAAACCUACAGAAACCAUGUUACAUCAGUACGCUUCUCGUAGUAUUUGCUGUAUUCAAAUUGUCCUGUCUGGCUUUGGCAUCUUUGCAAGAGGAAAACGCCACAAUCUCAGUCGCAGUUCCACCACGUCACAGCAGGGGAUUGUGGGGAAGGUCUAAGGAUGCCCGACUCUUUCCGAAUGCUGGUUCAAAAUGAGCGUAAGAAGCUUAGCUUCGUCGACUUCAUACGGUCGCAUCUCUCUAGGGAAACGGAGAGAUGCAGAAGAGAUACUCGAGAUCUCUUUUGUGUCGCUUUUACAUCCGUUAGCGCCAAGAGCGGUUGACUGAAAAACCCCAGACCUCUGUCUUAGAUCUUAGAAAAACUCAGUAGAUGUCUAUUUAUUCUAUUGCGUAGCGUAGUUUAGUUCAGAACAUCCAAGCUGGUUGACUUUAGAAAAAUAUUCAGAAGUGAAAUAUGUGCGUAGAGAAUGAUGUAACUGCUGGUAGAUGCUGAAAUAAGAUGGACGGGUACUUUGAUUCUCAGAGAAAGGCAACAAACCUAAGCACACACUUGGACUAACAGUACAUACAGGCUCCUCUGUUCAUUUUGUCUCUGUAUGUUCGGUGGACAUUAUGCAACCCCCUAGCAAUACGGCCCCCACUUUUGUCCGACUUCUGCGUUCAGUCUCACGAGUCAGCCUGCAUCCCGGCAAGGACUGACGCCGCAGGUCAGCCACUCCAGCCGAACCCCAAGAGUCUAGAAAAGUGAACAGAGUGAAGACGCAGAGGAGGUCACUAAGGACACGACUGUGCAAUCUCUCCUUUUUUUGGUAUGAACUUCCUGUCUUGAAUCUAAAGCCAUGCAAUGCAUAUUAUUUUUGUUUUUAAUAUGAUCAAUUAAUUGUUUUGAUGUUGUUUUUUUGGUUCGUUUUCAUAGUACACUGUUACGUUGAACAAAUAUCGUUGUGGAAAUUCUGACAGAAAAAGUCAUUGAACAAAAGAAAAAAACAAGAAUAUUUUUCUAUGGAAGAUUGAAAACCUGCACUCGGAUGGGAUCGAGAUGUGGCUUACCCGUUGUAGAAAGCAUAUUUGGGGGAAGUGAAGUACAAAUAAUACAGAUAAACAUCAAACUAGAGCCUGUCGUGUUGGUGGAACUAUGCGGCAGUCUUCCAUUGAUAAUUCAAGUGUGACAAUGUCUUACUGUUGUUUGGAUAAGCAAAGUGUGACAAUGUCUUACUGUUGUUUGGAUAUUGCAAUGCAAUAAGCAAUUGAAUUAUGUCAUUUGUUGUAGAAGAUCAUUUAUAAAUGGUUCUGUACGGCUGCUAAUAGGCCUCCAUGUUCUUCCACAGAGAUAAAUUAGCCUUUCCAGUACAAAAGCUGGGAGUUUAAAAAGUAAGAAAGGGGCACCCACAGGGACGGGCCCUUCAUAUUAAAGGGUCUUUUCUCAUCUCUGAGUGGGGGGACAGGGUAUAUCUGAACACAAACAAUGUGUAGUCAGCCAUAGCCUUUGCGUAUGUAGCUUAGUUUACCUUUUUGUUUCUUCGUGGCAUUGUUUGCAUUGUGUGGAAAGCGUCAUGAUAAUGCCAUUACUUCAUGCUAACUGUGGUUAGCAUCCACCAUUGUGCUUUGAUGAAACUUUACCUCUGUUUCUCAUUAGUUACCGAGGCACUAGUAUGGUGUAGUUUCAUGUCGGUGUGUAUCGUGUAGUGUCGUGUGCGUACGGAUAGAAUCCGGUUCGAUGAGCAGAAUCUGCUUUUAAGGGAUUGUUCACUAAAAGAUCAAUCUUCUGUUGUCAUUUACUCACCCUUCAUGUAAUUUCAAACCCAUAUGCUGUUAUUAUUUUCUUCAGUGGAAGAUAUUUAUGAAGAAUCACAGUACAACAACAGUUUAUAGUGACCAGGGGGUGUCAAGCACCAAAAAACGUCCAAAAUUAGUCUUUUUAUGGCGAUAAAUACAAUAAUCAUACCUACAAACUCGUCGUCUUUCGGCAAAUUUGCCAUUCUGACAUUGAAAUUCAGACCGCCACCUACUGUCCGAGAGUGAUUUUACAUUUUAAUUCAGCCUGUCUGUUAUGCACCAGAAAAACAAGUGCGCAGCCAUCUUUAUUUGUGUGUGUGUGUGUGUGUUUGAACUUCCGUUUCUGCGGUAGCUCUGUAUAUUUAUAUGGUAUCGCUGUCAACAAGGGUUAAUUCACUCAAAAAUGAAAAUAAUGUCAUUUAUUACUCGCCCUCAUGUCGUUCCACACCCGUAAGACCUUCGUUCAUCUUCGGAACACAAAUUAAGAUAUUUUUGAUGAAAUCCGAUGGCUCAGUGAGGCCUGCAUAGCCAGCAAUGACAUUUCCUCUCUCAAGAUCCAUUAAUGUACUAAAAACAUAUUUAAAUCAGUUCAUGUGAGUACAGUGGUUCAAUAUUAAUAUUAUAAAGCCAAAAGAAUAUUUUUGGUGCGCCAAAAAAAACAAAAUAACGACUUAUAUAGUGAUGGCCGAUUUCAAAACACUGCUUCAUGAAGCUUCAGAGCGUUAUGAAUCAGCAUGACGAAUCAUGAUUCGGAUCGCGUGUCAAACCGCCAAACUGCUGAAAUCACGUGACUUAUUCGACACAAAAGAUUCAUAACGUAGGGUGAGUAAUAAAUGACAUUAUUUUUGGGUGAACUAACCCUUUUUAUCAUGAGCAUUAUAAUGUUUGAAGCAGGUGUCAUAACAAAUGUCAGUAAACCGGGAAGAUUUCAAAACGAGCGUUUCAUUCAUAAAUCCAUAAGAUUUUACCUUCAUGCUGUGUAAAUAUACAAACCGGAAGACAGAACACAAAGAGCGCAGCGCUGGAAAGGGGCGGGGCUACACACCGUCUAUAUAACAUACAUACAUUGUUUAUUAGACUGAAAUGUGAGAUUUAUCAUUUUCUAAAACUUUUUAUUUUUGUCAGAACCUACAUUAUUUAAACAGUAAAGUUGUCUGAAUCGUAGUUUUUACAGUAUAGACCAUUGACAUUGGUACCCUACUUCUGUUGUAAAAUCAGAAUAUGAGAAAAAACAACAGCCUGUGGAUUUGGACGAACAUGAGGUUGAGUAAAUAAUGACAGUGUUUUUAUUUUUGGGAUGACCUAUUCCUGUAAACUGCACAUUUGCAAUCAGCUGUUUCUAUCCCAAACUUAAUUAUUAAAACAAUCAGUGGACGGAGUAUUCGGCUGAUUUCAGAUGAGCAUUUUGUGGUAACACUAUUAUGCGCACUGACACAUGCUGUAGUUUGAAACCAGGUGUCCAGUGCCCCAUUGAAACCAUGUGAGGUGAUAAAGCCAUCACAGCUAACACACUCCACAGGCUUGAGACAGACUCGCUUAGUCCCAUCCGUCAACACUGUAAAGACCAUGUUCAUCCUGUAGUGAGAACUAUGUCAUCACUGUACAGAAUUGUCUUUGGUAGAUUUAUUCAACCUUUCAGGGCAGGUGUAAUGUUAGUUGGUGAAAUCUAUUUUAGCCUUAGCCUUAUUCCACCCCAGGCCUCUCCAGGAGCAGACGCGGACGGAGAAGCUUCGGUCAAACCUCGUCUUGCCAAUAAAGUUAUUUUUGAAUUAAACUGUCAGAUGGGAAAACAGUAUGUGUGAUUGAACGUAGCAAUAUUCAACUCAUACUGGCUACUCUUGUUUAUUGCAAUAAGGAAAUCAACCAAUAGAUGCAUAUGUGAGUAAAAUAUUAUAGAUGUAAUUUAAAUCAAACACAGAAAAUUAUGGAAAUACUUGGUAUCAGAGAAACUUGGAGUUACCACAGGGGGAAAAAAGAAAAAAAAUCAAUGUCUAUAAAUCAAUAAAGAAUAUUAAAACUCA
Messenger RNA from Ctenopharyngodon idella (grass carp), 6062 nucleotides. RefSeq names its product zinc finger protein 385A (gene znf385a). The record is from RefSeq and is a predicted model, not a curated record. Gene Ontology annotation, cellular component: nucleus. Gene Ontology annotation, molecular function: nucleic acid binding; zinc ion binding. Bases 499 to 1770 code for a protein of 423 amino acids. NCBI's taxonomy places the organism in Eukaryota, Metazoa, Chordata, Actinopteri, Cypriniformes, Xenocyprididae. The transcript has 8 exons.